Pseudocercospora fijiensis CIRAD86 is the source of this 2766-nucleotide messenger RNA. RefSeq lists its product as uncharacterized. The transcript has 2 exons. Gene Ontology annotation, cellular component: cytoplasm. Bases 1 to 2766 code for a protein of 921 amino acids. Gene Ontology annotation, biological process: positive regulation of TORC1 signaling. Gene Ontology annotation, molecular function: protein binding. The record is from RefSeq and is a predicted model, not a curated record. Lineage: Eukaryota; Fungi; Ascomycota; Dothideomycetes; Mycosphaerellales; Mycosphaerellaceae.
AUGGAAGCGGCGGUGCGAUGGUCGCCGUUCUCGACCGGCGAUAGAGAGAAAUUCCUCCUUGUUGAUGUUACCGAUCAAAGCAUCACCUUGAACGAAAUCGACCAUCGGAACAAUGAACGCAUCAAAUUCCACGCGGUUGCCAAGUAUGGUAGACUGCCGAACUUCGGCGCCUUUGACUGGUCGAAGACGGACGAGGAGAUCGUGGCCUUGGGUUUGGUCUCUGGCAGUGCGUGUCUUAUCAGGCUCAGCGAAGACGCCAGACCAUCUGAGACUGUCGCCAACUUCAAGCUGAAGCAGCAGCGCAAAUGUAACUCGAUUGCACUCAGCACACAAAAUUGGCUGGCGGUGGCAUUGGACAAGACUCGUUCCGACAAUUGUCUGAAUAUCUACGACGGCACGAUCGAUUCAUCAAGCCAGGAACCCGUCAGAAGGCUGUGUCCAGCUGAAGUCGUAUCAAGUGUCCGCUUUUUCCCAGGACAGCCACAAGAGCUUAUUGUGGCUGCUCAGCGAUCGUACAUCCGGCUUUAUGACCUGCGAGAUGGCUAUUUUGGUAGCAACAGCACUGCACAAGUGAGCACGCGAAAUGUCAACAAUAUCGCUAUUGACCCUUUGGAUGAGAACUGCUUCGCUACUGCUGGGUCCACAGGAGAAUCCUCGGUGACGGUAUGGGACAAGCGCUGGAUUUCGCAGAAUGGCUCAGGUGGCGGAGGAGCGCUUUUCGAAUUUCAGCCUGCCGUGGACAAUUCUCAGCCUGCCACUGUAUGGAGUCUACGUUACUCGGGUCAACGGCGAGGUCGACUCGCUAUCUGCUCAAGUCGUGGUGAAUUGAAGGUCAUAGAUAUGGUUGAAGGUCACACUUCUUUGCUUCGAGGAUCAGAAUAUUUUCCCACAAGUCAGCACAUAGGCACGCUUUGGACGCAAAAUCGAUACGUAACACAGUCGAGAAAUGUGCAACGACCGUCCCAUGACGCAAAAGAUGCGGCGGACAGUGCUCGGUUGAUAGCCUUUGACUGGAUCCUUGGGGGUGCAGAAGACUCAGAGCAGAAGGUGCUUGCGCUGCGCCCGAAUAGAGGCGUUGCCCAGCUGCGUGUGCCAUUCACGGUGCAGCACGCAACCGUGACACCGAGACAUGAUUUGAGCCUGGCCUUUGACAGCGUGUCGAUUCUGGAAGCAAAGUCGCCUGUGGACUACUCAAGACCCCAAGCGCCGUACGAACAGCAGCGCACUGCAGAAGAUUUUGGCCCUCUGGAUUACAAUGGCGAGCUCCAGAAUGGCAGAGGCGAAGACGAGAAAUUCACCUGCGACUUGGGCUCGCCACAGCUCGCGGGCAUGCUUUCUACAUCAAGCAUCCAACGUGAACGAUGCCGCCGCGGCUACCUAUUCGACUGCCUCCUAAACAAGAGCAUUGUGAGCGGCAACUGGCAACUCGAGCAGCUGUGGGACAUCAUCGAUCGUUUCCGUUUGCAAGCUGCCAAUGGUGGCAUGAUAGCUGAGCACCAGAGACUUGAUCUUAGUUUCGUGGGUGUAGGGGCCGUGUGCACCGAGAAGAUUGAAAAUAAUACAAAUCGCUCCCUCUCUCCCUUGUCUGGCAAGGUUGGGGAUGCAAUAGCAGAUCUUGCAGCGUCGAGAAAUCUACCUCAAUUCAGCGGCGAGAGAACAAACUUUCCAGAUCAUCGACAGCUUUGUCUUGAGAUGUGUGGCUGGAAGUACACCGUGGAAACCUUGGAAGAAGAGUGCCAGGAACUCAUCGACCGUGGUCUUUACUACCGAGCCAUCGUCCAAGCGGUACUGCAUGACUACAAGCACGUGGCCCUCAAUAUGCUUCGCUCCUUAAUUCGCAGCAAAACGGUACCCAACAUCGGCCUUGGUGCGCUGCUUGCCUCGGACACUAUUAAUGAGGAUCAGAGAGAGAUGUGCCAGUGGAUGGCUGCAGACACUGACGAUCCAGCCUUGAAAGCCUUGCUCACUUUCCUUCUGACAGGUAACUGGCGCGAUGUGAUGAAAACAAAUUAUUUACAUCUCGGUUAUCGUGUAGCACUGGGAUUGAAGUAUCUCAACGAUACAGAGCUUCGAGGAUUCAUUCAAAGUGAGACUGCCAGGGCUAUUAAGAAUGGAGACUUGGAAGGAGUGCUGUUGACCGGCCUCGGCGAACAAGCUAUGGAUUUGUUCCAAUCCUACUUGACUCGAACGAACGACUUGCAGACAGCCGUCUUGGCGACCGCGUUCACGAAUCCUGCGUAUGUGGACGAUGUGCGUUGGGACAUGUGGAAGGAAACAUAUUGGAUGCAAAUGCAAAGCUGGCAGGCCUUCACGCAUCGAAGUCAAUUCAUCGUGCAGCAUAGUCUCAUGGCAAGGACUCCAGAAGGGCGCAGUCUGCUUCAAGUCCCACGGGCAAGCGUUACUCUGCAGUGUAGUCACUGUCAGCUCGCACUGACCAAAUAUGAUGGCCGGAACAGCUCACCCCGAAUCUCAACCCCUCCCUCCGUCGCCAAGGGCACUGCUGCGAUUGCAGCGGGCAUCGUUUGUCCCAAGUGUGGAAGACAUAUGCCUCGUUGUGGAAUAUGCAAGAAGUGGCUCGGCACACCAGAUCCAAAUCGUCGUGGGGGAGCGAAGGAGUUGCAGAAGCUCAAUGAGAUGAUGGCAAAAUUCUUGACAUUCUGUGUAAGCUGUGAGCAUGGCUUCCAUGCAGACCAUGCGAUGCUGUGGUUCAAGAAGCACGAGAAGUGCCCGGUGCCAGGUUGCGAUUGCUUAUGCACAGUCAAAUAG